Molecule: messenger RNA, 234 nt
Organism: Loa loa (African eye worm)
Lineage: Eukaryota; Metazoa; Nematoda; Chromadorea; Rhabditida; Onchocercidae
Exons: 1
Source: RefSeq, a predicted model, not a curated record
AUGAAAAGUGAAUUGGAUAUAAUCCCGAUUGUGACAAAGACGCUGAAGGUCAUGCAGCAGAUGAGGAGUGGCAAGGCAAUUCGGAUUGAUGGUAUCUCAUCUGAGAUCCGGAAACACGGAAGUCAAGCACUUCACGCUAAGUUUUACGAGCUCAUUCCGAGAUAUUGGGAAAAAAGCAAACUUCUACCAGAUCUCCAUGAUGCCAUCAUUAUCGUUCCAUGCAAGAACAAAGGA